UUCACGUGGGACUAGACUGCGGCAAAGCUCCAUCAAAGUAGUACACAUUUUCUCCGUUAUUAGAAAAAUUUCCACAUUGAGAGAUGUCUCAAAAUGAAGUUGACCACGACCCUGAGGAUGUGGAGUCGAAUUCCACCGUGCCUAAAGCAAAGAAACACGACAGUGGAGCGGCAGAUCUUGAGAGAGUUACGGACUAUGCUGAAGAAAAAGAGAUCACUGGACAACGACUGAGCAAUGCAUUGGCAGCCCUGGACCAGAGGAUGUCAAAGGAAAGAUCAGAGAAGAUAGAAAGAGAGCGAGAAUUAGCCAAAGUCGUCAUCAAGAAAGCAGAUGUAGACCUGAUUAUUCAAGAGCUUGAAAUCAGCAGAACAGAAGCUGAGCGCAGCCUGCGAGAAAACAAAGGAAACCUGGUGGAAUCCCUGAUUGAACUCACAAACUGACGACAUCCUGCGCAGUACCUAUGACCCAUGACCUACCAGGGGCCAGGUUGAAAGUACCCUUGCAGCGUGUUUGUCAGCUUCCAAACGUUGAAACUGACAGGGAAUGGUUUUUGUACCGCAUUCAUCAUUACUAAAUUAUAAUAAACAAA
Patiria miniata (bat star) is the source of this 589-nucleotide messenger RNA. It is a transcript of the gene hypk, whose product is annotated as huntingtin-interacting protein K-like. Gene Ontology annotation, biological process: protein stabilization; negative regulation of apoptotic process. The coding region runs from base 84 to 440 and encodes 118 amino acids. The record is from RefSeq and is a predicted model, not a curated record. NCBI's taxonomy places the organism in Eukaryota, Metazoa, Echinodermata, Asteroidea, Valvatida, Asterinidae. The transcript is spliced from 4 exons.